AAUGUUGAUUUGACGGCCGCUUUGACAAUUUCGUUCUGCUGGAGUUAGAACUUAGAAGUUGGAACUUUGGGAGUGACGUCUUUCAAUGGCUUUUUUAUAUGCAAAAUGAUAUGUUGAUGAUGGAUAUCUGCGAAUCCAACAGCGGUAAGGUCUCGGCCGCGUCGCACUACGCCCUGCAGAUAGCUUUCAAGUCAUUAAAAAACCGCUGCGACAAGCUGCAGUAUCAGAUGAUUGACUUGCUGAAGGAGAACCACCGACUCAAGAGUGAAAAGGGAUUCCUGGCGGAUAAGGUCGACGAGCUGGAGAGGCAGAAAUGUGAGCUGAACCACUACAUUUUAAACCACAGAGACGCCAUAGAGGAAGAGUACCUGUCUGAGAAGCUGCAGGAUCCGAAUGGUGAGACUGGAAUACUUAAAUCAAAACUGAACCAAGUCGAAGGGGAAAAUUAUGAUGAGAAUGAUAAAAAUCGUAUAGACAAUUUGGAAAAUAAUGAAGAUUUAGAUACAAUUACACCUGAGGACGAUGAUGACGUUAGUAUACUGACCAUUGAAGAUGUUGAGUCGACAGACGGGAAUGAUUAUAUUGAGGGAGACAUAGCAACAAUCCUAAACAGGCUGAAAUAUGAGAAGUUUAUGCUUCAGCAGUUCCAGGACUCGAUAGCGACCGCUCUUAGAGAAAUAAGUUUUAUAUUUUCAGCUAAAAUGACUGAAAGGAAUUCUAUUUGCAAUCAAAAAGGUGCGAAUUAUAACGAUUUGAGUUUUAAUUCUUAUCAUAAUUCUAGAAAUCAAGCAGAUAGAUGUAACAACGCAGAAAAUAUGGUGGAGAAUGAAUACAGCUUAAAUAAGUCCACACUGUGCCCUGUCUGUAAAAACCCUAUAUUCUCUGACGUGGAAGAAAUCCGUAGUGAUUUACUUUUAGAUUCCUUUGAGAUAAUCACUUGUAAAUGUAAUUUUUAAAAUUAGUUUUAAACUUUUAUUCGACUUGCCAUUUAUUUUUUAAGGUUUUGAUGUUGGAAAAAAAAGAACUAUUCUUUUUUACAACUCAUAUUAUACUCUACUAGUUAUAUAACUAUAUUUUGUACUUUUUUUACACUUUUAUUAUGGGCAUUGUUUCAGAAUGAUGAAGUGAGCAUUCCCUAUAACGUCUUUUUGUAACACCCGUCUUUCAAAUUCCUGUAUUUAUGAUUUCAUUGCCAUAACAAAUGUGUUAAUUUAAUGUAGAGAAGCGAGUUGUUAAAAUUUAUUAAAAUAUUUUAAUAUAAUUAACCCACCUUUUUACAAAAUUAGUUUUCUUCCAAAUUAUAGUUACUCCAUAAUUAUGUUAAAAUAAUAUUUUAUUUGUAUUGACUGAUGCUUAGAUGAUAUAAAUAUAUAAAUUGCCGUGAG
Cimex lectularius (bed bug) is the source of this 1385-nucleotide messenger RNA. RefSeq lists its product as uncharacterized. Lineage: Eukaryota; Metazoa; Arthropoda; Insecta; Hemiptera; Cimicidae. Bases 99 to 956 code for a protein of 285 amino acids. The record is from RefSeq and is a predicted model, not a curated record. The transcript is spliced from 4 exons.